Molecule: messenger RNA, 442 nt
Organism: Meloidogyne enterolobii
Lineage: Eukaryota; Metazoa; Nematoda; Chromadorea; Rhabditida; Meloidogynidae
Source: the annotation of a GenBank genome assembly
UUAAGUGGAUUUUAUGGAUGUUUAGCAUUAUGGUAAAGGGUACGGGUUCGGAUCCUGGUUGGAUCAAUAAAUUUUUUUCUCUGUUUCUUUCUUUUGAAAAUCUUUCCAGUUUAUUCUCAAAGUUUUUUUGUUUCUUCUUUAUUACCACCAACCAAGCUUUAUUUUCACAUACCAACACAAAUCCAUUUAUUUGCAGAUUCCUUUCCAUUCUCUCUUUGGGUGUCAGUUUUAACUUCUUUUAUUUUUUUAAAGUUGGAAUUUUUGUCUAUAAAAUAAAAGGCAACCAAUAGCCCCACAGAACACAAUGAGACUGGAAGAAGGGAAAAAGUUAAAGAAUGCGGGAACAAGGGAAAAGGAUAGAAAGGAAGAAGAAUAAGCCACAACCACCCCAACAAGUUCUUUAAAAGAUUUGGCCCUUUGGUAUAUCUUCUAAGCUCUGACC